AUGUGUUUACGUUCCACAGGAGCUGAAAUAUUACGUCGUAUGAAUGAUUUGGAACAGUCACUAGAAGCUUCAAUCGCCAACACAACUGUCAACACAACAACAACAACAACUACUACUUCAAGCCGUUCGAUGCUAACAGCUAGAGCUAUAUCAUCUCAAUCACCACAGAUAUUGCGAUUGACCUCAAGUUCAGAUAACAAGAAAUCAUCACAAAAUCGUUUCAUUUCACGUUCAGUGCAGAAUUUUCAUUCGCUAACGCCGAAAAAUCGACCAAGUAAUGGACACGCACUAUGCCCUACCGAUGAAAAUGGCAAUCAAACGUUAUCAAAUGGAAUCACUUUAUUUAAUGAUAAAAAC
Cercopithifilaria johnstoni is the source of this 357-nucleotide messenger RNA. The record is from the annotation of a GenBank genome assembly. Lineage: Eukaryota; Metazoa; Nematoda; Chromadorea; Rhabditida; Onchocercidae.